Molecule: messenger RNA, 1507 nt
Organism: Rhodofomes roseus
Lineage: Eukaryota; Fungi; Basidiomycota; Agaricomycetes; Polyporales; Fomitopsidaceae
Product: mitochondrial carrier protein
Exons: 5
Coding region: 141-1085 (314 amino acids)
Biological process (GO): mitochondrial phosphate ion transmembrane transport
Cellular component (GO): mitochondrial inner membrane
Molecular function (GO): phosphate transmembrane transporter activity
Source: RefSeq, a predicted model, not a curated record
GCAAGCCGAGAGAAAACCGCGACGUCCGUCGGCCAGCUCAUCUCUCUCCACGACCACCUCCUCCUCCCCCUCCCCCUCCUCGCCUUCGCCGAGGCUCGACCACCUAGACCUCUAUCCUACGCCCUUAUAGCUGCUAGAUAAUGGCCCACCUCGCCCCCGUCGGAAAGUGGGAUGCACGACACCUCGGCCCCGUCCCCCAUGACGGCAAGUACUACACGAACUGCAUGAUCGGUGGUAUCCUCGCGUGCGGUACCACACACGCAGGCCUCACUCCUCUCGAUGUCACAAAGUGUAACAUGCAGGUCAACCCCGGCAAGUUCAAGGGUCUCCUUCCUGGUAUCCGGACGAUCGUGGCGGAGGAAGGUUCCAAGGGUCUCUGGAAGGGCGUCGGGCCGACCUUCAUCGGGUACUCGCUCCAGGGCGCGUUCAAGUACGGCCUCUACGAGAUCUUCAAGGACACUUACAUGAACUUGGCCGGCGAGGAGGCGUCGAGCAAGUACAAGGGUGCGAUCUGGCUCGCGGGCUCUGCGUCCGCCGAGUUCUUCGCCGACAUUGCCCUCUGCCCGCUGGAGAUGACCAAGGUCAAGAUCCAGACGAGCGCCUCGGGCACGUUCCCCGUCCCCAUGCGUGCCGCGUUCGCGGAGAUGAGCAAGACGAAGGCGGUGACGCGAUUCCCCUUCGGGUCGCUCGUCCCCCUCUGGUCGCGCCAGAUCCCGUACACGAUGGCCAAGUUCUUCUUCUUCGAGUACAUCGUCCAGAUGUUCUACAGCCACGUCUUCACCGCGCCCAAGGACACGUACGGCAAGCCCACCCAGCUCGGUGUCACCUUCGCGUCCGGCUACCUCGCCGGUGUCGUCUGCGCCGUCGUCUCGCACCCCGCCGACUCGCUCGUCUCGCAGAUGGGCAAGGAAGCCAACCGCGGCAAGUCGCUCGGCCAGAUCGCGUCCGAGGUUGGUUACUCCAACCUUGCGACUAAGGGUCUCGGCACCCGUGUCCUCAUGAUUGGUACCCUCACCGGCUUCCAGUGGUGGAUCUAUGACUCGUUCAAGACCGCCAUGGGCAUGGGCACGACCGGUGGCAAGUAAACCAAAAAGUAGCGCUUGAUCGCGGUCGGAGCGCGGACUGGUGUGGUUGUCUGCGUGCAUUUAGACAGUUAUUUGUUAUUGCGUUACCUGCUGUCCCAUACUCUAUUCUACCGUCCAUAGAAUACGCAGCAUACCCGUCAGCCGUCUGUUCACCUCUGCAUCUGCUGCAACAUGAAUAUGUCACGAAUGGUUUGUAAGGCCGCUUGGGAUGCGUAGGCCCCUUGUGGCAGGAGCCGUAGCCGUGGUUGUUCACAUCGUGUGUACCCGGGACAUUUUAACUCGCAAGGGCCGGAACAAAGCUGAGAGGGCUUCCGAGUUGCCGCUAUCGCCCUGCCGGUCCGGGUGGAGGCCGUGGCGGCUUCAGCAGAAAGCCACAGCUCCUGCCGUCAGUUGAGAACGACACCGACUUGACAAAUGACUGC